UGUUGGGAGUGGAAAGAACAUAUGUAUCUCUGCUGCUCUGAUGGGGUGGCCCUGUGUGGCUUGCUGCGGGUGGGGAUCCUGGCUCUUGCUCAGCCCUUACGGCGUUUGAAUGUGUUGUCUUGGUACUCCGCACAAGGUAGCCUUUGAACUGCUUGCUAAUGGGAAGCCACCUCCUGGAAGUUUAAUAGGUGAAUAUGUUUAGUUGGUUAAAUUUUAACCAGUGAUUAGAAAUAUGAACGGACAGAAGUAAAGUUGGGGAGCCUCAUCCUGCUGGAGGCACAGUGGUGGCAGCAGGGUCUAGGGAAGGAUGCUCACUUCUCCCCGACCUUAAGCCCAGGGUUUCCGCUGUUCCCGCGGCCCAGGGCCUCCCCUGGCGUGUGGGUGACGCGAUGCUUUCUUUGACAGGUUCUGCUUUAGAUCUGCGUCUUGGUGACAUAAAUAUUGCAUCCCUAGAUAAAGACCUGGAGGAGCAGGACAGCCGUGACCUCGGAGGGUCAGGUUCCCGGUCGCUGGCUGGCUCGGCACCUGUCACCAUCCCAGGCUCUCUGCCCCGCUCCCCGUCCUUGUACUCAUCCUCAUCCCUGUCCACCUCCCCGCUCAGCUCGCUAUCUCAGUCGCUGUCAGGGCCACUUGUCUCCACGGCCAUGACGCCCCCCCAGCAGCCGCCGCCCCUCAGGUCGGAGCCCGGCGCUCUGGGCUCCUCGACCUCGUCCUACAGCUCCCUAGGCUUGAACGGUGUCCCUGGGAGCAUCUGGGACUUUGUUUCUGGCAGCUUCUCUCCCAGCCCGUCCCCCAUCCUGAAUGCAGGCCCCACACCCUCAAGUGCAAGUCCAAAUGGUGCUGAACUGGCACGGGUCAGGCGGCAGCUGGAUGAGGCCAGGAGGAGGAUUAGGCAAUGGGAGGAGUCCUGGCAGCAGGUGAAGCAGGCCUGUGACGCGUGGCAACGAGAGGCUCAGGAGGCCAAGGAGCGCGCCCGUGUGGCAGACAACGACCGGCAGCUGGCACUGCAGAGGAAGGAGGAGGUGGAGGCCCAGGUGAAACAGCUGCAGGAGGAGCUCGAGAGCCUGGGCCUGUCGUCCUCACUGUCUGGGCUGCGGAGCUGUGGUGACAUCGGCACCAUCCCUCUGUCCAAGCUGCACUCCCUGCAGAGCCAGCUGCGCCUGGAUUUGGAAGCUGUUGAUGGGGUGAUCUUCCAGCUCCGUGCCAAGCAGUGUGUGGCCUGCCAGGAGCGGCCCCAUGGUGCCACACUGCAGCCCUGCCAGCACCGGGUUCUCUGUGAGCCAUGCGCAGCCGGUGCACCUCCUGAGUGCCCCUACUGCAAGGGCCAGCCCCUGCAGUGGUGACCCGCAGCCAGAGGCCAUGCCCGCCUCCUGGUGAGCAUUGCCUGAGGAGUCUAGCCCAGCACUUGAGGACGCAGCAUCGUUGUUCAACCUGGUGCCACCGACAGGACCGCACUAUGGGCUCAUGUCCACUCCUAACCUGACAGCCCUUUGUAUUACGUAUGUUUAUCUACUGUGUUCUACUGACAGUUUCAAGGUAUUCUCCUGAAAGAUGGCAACAGCAAACCCACAGACACAGCUGUCUAUUUCCGCAGGGCUCAUGGUGUGCGAUCUGGGUGGGCAGAGUCAGCAGGCAGUAUAAUCACAUCAGUUCGCAAUCCUGACUCUACUGUGACUGGGCCACUGGGAGUUGGGGUCUCGUCAAAAGCACUUUGUACACCAAGAACUUUAGUUAGACAUUACAAAUUGCUAUAAGCUGCUUCCUAGGUUCAUGUUUUUUAAUAUGCGACAAUAUGAAGCUUUAUAUAUGUGUACUGUGAAAUUAAAAUAUUUCCUAUCAGUUUAUGUUAAUUCAUAGUACAGUAAAUAUAUUAGAUUUCAUAUUCUGAAACUAGUACUUAUGAAAUGAACAUUUAUCUAGUAGUGAGAAAUACCUAGGGUUUUUACAGUUUUCAAAUUAAGUGCAAAUAGUAUUUAUAAGCAGAGUGAUUACUGAAAAACACAUAUACAUUUAGAUGUUUUUAAUUUUAUGGAAGGAACUAAUUUCCUAAACAUGUGCAUGUGCACAUAUCACUGGAAUUUUUAUUCCAGUAUUGUGAAAUGACAUUGAGAGCCCUAUCAUGUAUUUAUGUGAUCCGUGGCCACUUUUCUAAGUGCCUGUGCCUUGCAAAAGUGAAGGGAACAAUUCAUUUGGUUUUAUUUUCUCCCUGAAACUCUGAAAGACAAUUUGAUACUAACAAAAAGUUUAACAGAAGGGAUCAGAUAUUAGAGGUUUUUAACUUUUUUUUUUUUUUUUGGCUGGCUGGUACAGGGUUGGAACCCUGGACCUUGGUGUUAUCAGCACCACGCUCUAACCCGCUGAGCGAACUGACCUAUCCAUUAACUUUUUGGGAUGCUGUAUCCUGAGUAGUUAGUUGGAUCUGUAGCGGGCAUUGGUGCUUUGUACCUUCUCAGCGAUGUCGCUGGGCUCACACUGGGGGCGGGUAGCUGGGAGUCAGGAGACUUGCUGUCUCUCUGCACCUGUGGCCGCGUGUGACUCCUGCUGAUGUGAGAGAUGCUUGAGCGGCCAUGUAUCCCAUAGUCCAGGGCACCAGUCUGGCCGACACCGUCUCCUGAUCUGUAUGUCAGUUAUUAUCAAAGAGUUCGUCCAUGUAACCUGUGAGGCUGGACAAGAGGACCCUGCCCCCAGAGCCUUGGUGGCCUGGAGCGUGCUGAGGAAUUGGCCCCCAGGUCUCGGCUCCACUGUAGUCCCUCCGCCUGUCAGCUCCUGGAGCAACAGCCUGGCCUUAGGCCUGCAGCAGAAAUGUUCCUGAGAAUGUGUCUUGUGAGGACCCAAGCCUUCUCUGGUCAGUAUUGGGACUGUCCUGGAAAUCCGGGGAGAAGGAGCAGAUGUCUGUAGCCUUCCAGACCUGGCUCUCCGCAUGACAGAUUGGGACCGUCAUCCAGGGCUGCUAGCAGGAGCAGGCCAGCCCCUCUGCCUGGAGGUGAAUUGGCCACCUUUCCACCCACCUGGGGCUUUGCCAAAGACUUUAAUAGCAUUUUUUUAAAAGUGCAAAGUGACUAGGUAAAAACUUUCGUCAGUGACCAAAUUAGAAUGUAUUUAACAUAGUAGGUUUAAAAACAUUUUUUAAUAUAAGACAAAUUGAUAGAAAAGUUGUCAUUUUAAAGGAAGUGGAUCCAUGACAUUCCGCAGCUAGUCCGCUAUUAAAGGUAACUAUUGACUUGGUUUUAGUGAACCUAUUUUGGUUUUAAUUAUGGUGGUGAUGAUUUAUUAUUAGCUCAGUACCUAGAAAUUACGUAUAUUUUGUGCUGUUAUCACUGGUUUAAAACUUAUUUUUAUUAAUAUUUAUGCACUUGUUUCCCACUUGAGACCUUUGGUCUUUUUUGGGAUAACAGGACAAUGUUUAUUAUUGGUAUCUAGCCUAGACUUUUUCAAAUUAUAAACAAGAACAAUACGCUUUAGGUCUGUCUAUAAGCUACUCCGGUUAGUUCUGUGGAAUCUGGCUGGCGCUCCACUCCUGGGCGUGUCUCCAGGGCUCACAUUCCGGGGGUGGAGUGGAGUUGGGGGCCUGGGGUGCCAGCUGCUUGCAGGGGUCCCCAAGUCCUCUGGGGACCAGGUGGGCUCUGUGCACAGGUGUACAGAGGACCAAAGGAUGCCAGAACUCCUGGGCCAUGGGCGCCUUUUGGUCAGUAACUGCCGCAGAGCCCUGGGGGCUGCCCACAGUGGGUCCAACCCUACCCAUUUGUGGGGUUGAUCCCAGGCGAGCAAGGAGCAUAGCAAUGGGUGGGAGGUGCUGACAGCACCCCCCACCCCCACCCCCCGGCCCUAGAGGCUGAGAUGGGCUCGUGGUCUGGUCCGUGGGUGACAAGGGUGGCUGCCGGAGGCAGGGUCAACCGGCCAAGCCGCUGUCCUUGUUGCCUGCCCUCUCACCUCUCUGUGUUAAUUAUUAGUGGUAACGUGAUGGUGUCACAUGUUCCCAUGACUGUGGUCAGCUAGAGAUCUUCACUGGGUGUGGACGCUUCGAGAAGAUUAACUUAUGGAAGUCCCUGACAUGUGUUUGUUUUGCGUACUUAGAUGAGAAUGUUAUUUGAAUGGAAUUUUCUUAACCCAGAAGGUAGUAUUUAUGAUGCAUAAUCAUUUACUUGUAGCAAAUUGUUUAAAGUUGUUAACACUUGUUUAAAUUUUUUUUACACAAUAGCAUUUAUGCAAACGGUUUACAGAAUUCAUGGAAUUAUUUUUAUCAAUAUGGGAAUUAAUUAAAACUUGGAAUCUUUA
Galeopterus variegatus (Sunda flying lemur) is the source of this 4275-nucleotide messenger RNA. It is a transcript of the gene UNKL, whose product is annotated as unkempt family zinc finger-like. Gene Ontology annotation, molecular function: metal ion binding. Bases 390 to 1343 code for a protein of 317 amino acids. The record is from RefSeq and is a predicted model, not a curated record. NCBI's taxonomy places the organism in Eukaryota, Metazoa, Chordata, Mammalia, Dermoptera, Cynocephalidae. The transcript is spliced from 5 exons.